AUGGCAAAUAACAUCAUAAAAUCAGUAGAACAUUCAUCUAAAAUUCAUCAGAAAAGUGAUCCACAACAGGUCUCUGAUAGAACAUUUUUCAUUGAUGCUUCGAAUCAGAGCUUGGUUACCAUCCCCUCAGAGAUCUUAGAAUUAAAAGAAUUAGAAGAAGUGCAUCUGGAAAACAACCAGAUGGAAGAAAUCCCCGAGGAUAUUCAGCAUUUAAAGAAUCUCAGGAUCCUCUACCUGAACAAGAACAAGCUGAGGGAGCUGUGCCCCGAGCUGGGGAAGCUGAGCAACCUGGAGGGCCUGGACCUGAGCGACAACCCCCUGCUGUCCUCCUCCCUCCCGGUCCUCAGCGGCAUCCGCACGCUGCGCGAGCUCCGCCUCUACCGCACUGACCUAGAGGAGUUCCCCAUCGUCAUAUUGAAACUCCUUCACCACCUCGAGCUGCUCGGACUGGCCGGAAACCGCCUGAAAUCUCUGCCCAAAGAAAUAGUGAACCAGAACAAACUCAGGGAGAUCUACCUGAAGCAAAACCAAUUUGAAGUUUUCCCUCCGGAGCUGUGUGUUCUCUCCAACCUGGAGAUCAUUGACCUGGAUGAGAACAAACUAAGUGCCAUCCCAGAAGAGAUCGGGAACCUGGCGAGUCUGCAGAAGUUCUACGUGGCUUAUAACAGCCUUCCCUUCCUACCCGAGUCGCUGGGCCAGUGCAGAAAACUGUCGGUGCUGGAUUUAUCCCACAACCGGUUCCACUCCAUCCCGCGCACCCUCGCCCAGCUUUCGGAGAUGACGGAGGUGGCGCUGAGCGGCAACCCCCUGGAGAAGGUGCCGCGCCUGCUCUGCAGGUGGCCCUCGCUGCACCUGCUGUACCUGAGCAACACCAGCCUGCGCGCGCUGCGGCGCUCCUUCCGGAGGCUCGUCAACCUGCGCUGCCUGGAUCUCAGCCAGAACCAUCUGGAACACUGUCCGUUGCAGAUCUGUUCGCUGAAGAACCUGGAAAUCCUGGCACUGGAUGAUAAUAAAAUAUGGCAGUUACCUUCAGACUUCAGCUCACUUUCAAAACUGAAGAUGCUUGGACUAACUGGAAAUCAGUUCUUCUCAUUUCCGGAAAAGAUCCUUUCUUUAGAGUCUUUAGAGAAGUUAUACAUUGGGCAAGAUCAGGGAGCCAAGCUCACUUAUAUACCAGAAUCCAUCAGGAAACUACAGAGCCUUAAAGAGCUGUAUAUAGAGAACAAUCAUCUGGAGUACCUGCCUGUGUCCUUGGGAUCAAUGCCUAACCUGGAAAUUCUUGAUUGCCGCCACAAUCUGCUUAAGCAACUUCCAGACGCCAUCUGCCAAGCACAAGCUUUGAAAGAAUUACUGCUCGAGGACAACUUGCUCACCGACCUUCCAGAGAAUUUGGAUAGUCUCGUGAAUCUAAAGGUUCUGACACUGAUGGACAAUCCCAUGAAAGAACCCCCAAAAGAAGUGUGCACCGAAGGCACUGAGGCAAUAUGGGCGUACCUUAAGGAAAAAAGAAAAAUGAAAAUAAUGGCAACAAAGAUUCAGGCAUGGUGGCGUGGAGUGAUGGUACGGAAGGGACUUGGGAUAUUUGAAGAACUGGUGAAAUUGCAAAAGAAAGGCAAGAAUUCUCCAAAAGAUAAGAAAGGAAAGAAGGAUGUAAAGGGAAAACCUGUAAAGGAGAAGAAGAAAUAAUUCUAUAAAUUAAUGAAUUGACAUAACUAACUCUGAUGGAUUAAGAAGGCAAAAUAUCUAGGAAUUGGAUGCCUACCACACUAAAAAUAUUCAAAGAAUUAUGGUUAUGUAUGAAAAUAAAGAUUCUUACUUUAACUGAAA
Molecule: messenger RNA, 1827 nt
Organism: Diceros bicornis minor
Lineage: Eukaryota; Metazoa; Chordata; Mammalia; Perissodactyla; Rhinocerotidae
Gene: LRRIQ4
Product: leucine rich repeats and IQ motif containing 4
Exons: 5
Coding region: 1-1686 (561 amino acids)
Molecular function (GO): protein binding
Source: RefSeq, a predicted model, not a curated record